This is a messenger RNA of Oncorhynchus kisutch (coho salmon), 1357 nucleotides long. Its product is annotated as 5-hydroxytryptamine receptor 1B-like. The record is from RefSeq and is a predicted model, not a curated record. NCBI's taxonomy places the organism in Eukaryota, Metazoa, Chordata, Actinopteri, Salmoniformes, Salmonidae. The coding region runs from base 215 to 1357 and encodes 380 amino acids. Gene Ontology annotation, molecular function: G protein-coupled serotonin receptor activity. Gene Ontology annotation, cellular component: plasma membrane. Gene Ontology annotation, biological process: chemical synaptic transmission; bone remodeling; positive regulation of MAPK cascade. The transcript has a single exon.
AAUAGGGUCGCUUCUGCAAUGAAAAAAAAAUGAAGAAGAAACGGACAACAAUGUUUUCCUGUCCCAAAAUACUUUACUAGAUUGAUUGAAAUUCAUUAAGAAAAAAUGGAUGUUAGAGACUUGGCAACAUAAGAAGAAUAUCCCUUCUCCAUGGACUGACCACACUGUUUCAAAAUGAGGAAUCAAUCAGUGAUGGAGAAAAACGACUAAGGGGAUGGAGCGCUCAAGUCAACUCCAGCCUGCAUUAUAUGGACAAAUGAUGAAUAUCACAAACGAUACCAAUGGGACAGAAUCUCCAGAGCUUGAUGAAAAUGAUGAGAGUUUGGCUUAUCAAACCGGGUUGGCAGUGAUUCUCUUCGUUGUCACACUCGCUACUACUUUAUCCAACGCAUUUGUCAUUGCAACGAUUUAUCAGUCUAAGAAAUUGCACACUCCAGCAAACUUUCUCAUAGCGUCUCUAGCUGUCACCGACCUCUUGGUGUCCAUUCUGGUGAUGCCAAUAUGCGUCCUGUACACGGUGAGUCACACUUGGACUUUGGGACAAGUUACAUGUGACAUUUGGUUAUCCUCAGAUAUAACAUGUUGCACUGCUUCUAUCCUUCACUUAUGCGUAAUCGCUUUGGAUCGAUACUGGGCAAUAACAGACGCCGUUGAGUACUCCAAAAAGCGCACGCCAGCGCGCGCUGCGGGAAUGAUCUUGACCACCUGGGUCAUCGCUAUCUCCAUCUCCCUGCCCCCGCUUUUCUGGCGCCAGGUGAAAGCGGAGGAGUUAACUGAAUGCAAUGUCAACACGGAUCACAUUUUCUACACUAUUUACUCCACGUUUGGAGCAUUCUACAUCCCUACUCUGCUGCUUAUUGUGCUUUAUGGAAGGAUAUACUUAGAAGCACGUAAGAUCAUUUUGAAACAGUCACCCAAAAAGGUAGGGAAAAGACUCACUUCAGCGCACCUGAUCACCAACUCUCCUGGAUCUGUGGCAUCGACAUCAUCUUCUCAGUGUAAAAUACACGAUACCCACUUCAGUGACACGGGGUCCUUGGCAAGUAAGAACCAUGUGAAAGUAACCGUGUCCGACGCACUUUUGGAGAAGAAAAAGAUCUCAGCUGCUAGAGAGAGGAAAGCGACCAAAACAUUGGGAAUAAUAUUAGGCGCAUACAUUAUAUGCUGGUUGCCCUUUUUCAUAUACACCCUGGUGGUGGCCGCCUGUGAAACUUGUUUUUACCCCGAGAUGUUUGACUUUUUCACCUGGCUUGGUUAUCUCAACUCGUUAAUCAAUCCAAUUAUAUAUACCAUGUCCAAUGAUGACUUUAAAAAAGCUUUCCAUAAACUCUUACGCUUCAGAUUUUGCAUAUCCUGA